Messenger RNA from Oryza brachyantha (malo sina), 1992 nucleotides. RefSeq lists its product as uncharacterized. The record is from RefSeq and is a predicted model, not a curated record. Bases 68 to 910 code for a protein of 280 amino acids. Gene Ontology annotation, biological process: regulation of DNA repair. Lineage: Eukaryota; Viridiplantae; Streptophyta; Magnoliopsida; Poales; Poaceae. The transcript is spliced from 6 exons.
CCAAGAAAGCGCGCCGCUCUGGUUUUGUUUCCGUCUUGCGGCGGCGUCAGAGCACCGGCCGCCAAGGAUGGCGGCCCUGGCGGCGAGCCGCCGCCUGCUCCACCUCCGGCCGGAGCUAGGGCUGUGCCUCCGCUCCCGUGCCCUAAUCCCCUACCCCUGCUGGACGAAGGGGGUUGGUCGUUUCCGGUACGAGCCUCCGCGGCGGAGGUUCUUCUGCUGCCGGCGAGGUGACUACGGGGAGGUGAAUGCGGCAGCCAGGAACAAGCAGUUGCGGAGGUUGACUUCGGAUGAACAGGUGACUCGUGGCAAGGACGACGACGACGCACCCGCUACCUUCGCCGAUGGAUUCGCACAGCUUUCCUGUGAAGAGGAGGAAAGCGAUGACGUGGUGGGCGGGAUCAGCGAAAGCAUGGUGAAAGAUGUGGAGAAGGCUGCAGUCGAGUUGCUUGCUGCCAGAGCAUUCACUGUCUCAGAGUUGAGGAAGAAACUACGUGCUAAGAAGUUUCCUGAUAAUGCAGUUGAUUCUGUGAUUACUGAUUUCAAGUCAAGGGGUCUGCUGAAUGAUGGUUAUUAUGCGGAAUCAUUUUCACGGUCCCGAUGGCUAUCAUCAACUUGGGGUCCAAAGCGUAUAAAACAGGCACUUCGCCAAAAAGGGGUGCCAGAUGCAGAAGUAGACCAGGCGACAAGAAGAGUAUUCCAAGAUGGCCAUUCAAACCAGACAAUGCAUGGCAUCUCAGAGGAUUCAUUGGAUCAUCUCUUUGCCCAGGCAGCUAAACAGUGGCAGCGGGGGCAAAGCCUGCCCCUUGAGAAUCGCCGUGCACGCGUAGUGCGGUGGCUUCAGUACCGAGGAUUCAACUGGGCUGUAACCAAUGCCAUUGUCAGGAAGCUGGAGGCACAGCAUCCUCCCUGAGUAUUGAAUUGAGCCUCCUUUGCAAGGUACAAUGGUUUGCUAUUUCUGUAGCUUGCAGAUGCCUUCUACUUCUACAGCUCUGUAUCUGGUUUCUGAUUAACAUGCCAAAUAAACAGUAGGGCAGGAUAAUAUUUAUAUAAAUUUUAUUAACUCAUCACGUUGCAUGAUUAACAUUUAUUGUCAAUCAAUACAGAGGGAGCAAUAGACAACAAAAAAAGAAUAAUCAAAACGAGGCUAUAUAUGUUAGCCUUAAUGAAGGAUGGGUCGAUGCCGAUGGGGUUGGCAUAUAUAUGUUCGACCAAUAUUACAGGGACGAAGAAUCAUUCACUUGGGCUUCAUUCUUUCUUACUCGUUCAGGCGUCAGCGGCGCUUGGAGACGGGCUGCUCGCGCUGCUGGACUCUUCCGCCGGGCCGGGGGCUGCCGCCGGCCCGGCCGGCCCCUCAGCGGGCGCUUCGGCAGGCGUCGAGGACUCCAAGAUCCUGGAGGAGCUGAUGGAGGCAGUGACGGUCUUGGCUUCCGCGAACGGCGCCACCGCGACGGCGGCGAGGAGGAUCACGACGAGGGCGAAGGCGCGAGCCAUGGCCGCUGCAGCUGUUGGGUUGGUUACUUGGUACGCUUGAAAGAUUUUUUUUUUGAUUUGGUACGCUUGAAAGGUGAUGAGAGGCAAGGCGCACGCGAGGUGGCUUUAUACGUGAGACGGUGGCUAUUCUCGGGGUGGCCCUCCGACAACGGUGUCCGUUUUUGGUGCGGGGCCAGUGACCACUGACCGGUGUUCCAUUGGAUCCGGCCCUGCCAUCGUGAUUUCUCUAACUUUUGGAGGGGCAGAUAGAUGGCAGUGUCUUGUAAUAGAAAACAUCAAUACGCUUGUUCUUUUUUUCCCCCUCUUUUUAAUGGCGACCGAAUUUGGAUUGUGGUUUCAUUUUGUGCUUGAUUGCUACCAAUGUGACGAUUUGUGAAUAGGAAAGCGUUAGUGUUCGACUGCUUAGGUUCCUGUAAACUCAAAUGCGAGGCGAGCGGAGUGAGACACCUGGCCGUGAUGCCGAUCCCCUCGGAUCGCCGAGAGAGCCUAAGACCUGAUUAC